This is a messenger RNA of Engraulis encrasicolus (European anchovy), 861 nucleotides long. RefSeq lists its product as uncharacterized. Bases 97 to 729 code for a protein of 210 amino acids. Gene Ontology annotation, cellular component: endoplasmic reticulum. Gene Ontology annotation, molecular function: sterol 24-C-methyltransferase activity. Gene Ontology annotation, biological process: sterol biosynthetic process. The transcript has 4 exons. Lineage: Eukaryota; Metazoa; Chordata; Actinopteri; Clupeiformes; Engraulidae. The record is from RefSeq and is a predicted model, not a curated record.
CUCGGCCACUAGCCUACGACGCAACUUUUACCAACAUACGCACGAAGCCCCUCCUCUUCCUAAGUGUUACGACAAGCAGGAAAACACUGACCGAGGAUGUUUUUCAGAGCAAUAGGCCCCCAACUGGGGCAUCCCACACAAGGCCUAGCCGGGUGGUUCACCUCAAAGAUCCUCGCCUGGCGCAACAGAGUGCUGGAGGAGAGCGCGGUGGCGCUGUGUGACAUCUCCCCUGGGGACACGGUGCUAGAGCUGGGCCACGGCCCGGGACUCGGCCUGGAAGCGGCAGCUCGCCUCCUCACCACACCCAGCGGAUGCCUACUGGGGGUGGACUACUCCGAAUACAUGCACCAGGUGGCAGGUGAGAGGCUAUCGGCACUGGUAGCCAGUGGGAAGGUGAAGCUGCACCACUGUGACGUGGCAGCCAUGCCCAUAGCAGACAGCAUCGUUGACAAGGUGUUCCACUGCAACUGCUAUUACUUCUGGCCCGACCUCAAGAGAGGCGCCGCAGAGAUACACCGUGUCAUGAAAGUAGGUGGCCUCAUGGUGACAACUCUUAGACUUGAGUCCCUGGUUCAAAUUGCACCGCAGCAAGUCUUCACUGGAGAAAGCUGGCGACCAGAGGACUACAUGAAAGCUUUACAGGCCUCUGGCUUCUCCAACGUCAGAAUGGAGGACAGGACCCACAAACACAUCACUUUUCAAGCCAUCUUUGCCACUGCUUCUGAAUGACAGCGCAAGAAAAAACAAAUGUAAAAUGCAAUUGUUAUGUAAAACGUGUUGUAAAUGUAAUAUUAUUGCAUUACAUUACAUUGCAUUUGGCAGACGCUUUAUAACAAAAACGACUUUCAAAAGAGGACAUAA